Molecule: messenger RNA, 1935 nt
Organism: Condylura cristata (star-nosed mole)
Lineage: Eukaryota; Metazoa; Chordata; Mammalia; Eulipotyphla; Talpidae
Gene: PLVAP
Product: plasmalemma vesicle associated protein
Exons: 6
Coding region: 93-1409 (438 amino acids)
Biological process (GO): regulation of vascular permeability; positive regulation of cellular extravasation
Cellular component (GO): caveola
Source: RefSeq, a predicted model, not a curated record
CUCAGCAGGCAGUGUCCAGAAGGCUGCCACGCAGAGCCGAGCCACUGAGCAGGGCGUGCACCCUCGGAGCCCCACGAGUGAGCAAGCGAGCGAUGGGCCUGGCCACGGAGCACGGAGGGCCCUACUUGCAGGCAGGCAGCCGCUCCCGGGGCUGCUGGUAUUACCUGCGCUACUUCUUCCUUUUCGUCUCGCUCAUCCAGUUCCUCAUCAUCCUGGGCCUCGUCCUCUUCAUGGUCUACGGCAAUGUACACGAGAGCACCGAGUCCAACCUGCAGGCCUCCAAGUUUCGCGUGCAGACUCUGCAUGCCCAGGUGGUAGAGCUCACAGCCACCAAGGCCAACUUUUCCAAGAUGCUCAACAUCACCACCAAACAGAAGGAAACCUUGUCGCAGCUGAAUAGCAGCACCCGCCGAGACCUCGACAGAAUCAAUGCCAGCUUCCGCCAGUGCCAGACUGAACUGGUGAUGUACGUCAACAGCCAGCCAUACAUAGCUGCCAUCAUCUUAAACGAGGUGAAAUGCCAGGAGCAACUGAAGGAGAAUAACAAGACUUGUGAUGCCUUGGUCUUCACAAUGAACCAGAAGAUCAAGAGUGUAGAAGUGGAGAUGGCAAAGGAGAAGGUGAUGUGCACCAAGGAAAAGGAGGGCCUGGCACUGGGCAAGCGAGUGGCAGAGGAGCAGCUGGCUGAGUGUGUCAAGAUCCGGGAGCAGCUGCGGCAAGAGCGACAGCUGGCAGAGGAUCGGCUACAAAAGGUGCAGACCCUCUGCGUCCCCCUGGACAAGGACAAGUUUGAGACGGACUUGCGUAACCUCUGGAAGGACUCCAUCAUUCCGCGCACCCUCGACACCAUAGGCUACAGCAUUUACAACCCAGAAGUGAAUACCAUCCGGAGGAUGUGUGAUCUCAUGCCCACCCACAUGAGCACCAAGGUGGAGGAGCUGGCGCGGAGCCUGCGGUCUGGCAUCGAACGCGUGGCUCGUGAGAACUCAGACCUCCAGCGCCAGAAGCUAGAGGUUGAGCAGAACCUGCAGGCCAGCCAGGAGGCCAAGCAGAAGGUGGAGAAGGAGGCCCAGGCCCGGGAGGCCAAGCUUCACGCGGAAUGUGCCCGGCAGACCCAGCUCGCUCUGGAGGAAAAGGCCACACUGCGAAAGGAGCGUGACAACUUGGCCAAGGAACUGGAAGAGAAGAAGAAGGAAGUUGAGCAGCUCAAGAUACAACUGUCUAUGAGCAACGCAGCCGUGGAGACCUGCAUCAAGGCCAAGUCUCAGCUGGUCCCCAUGUCCAGGCCUGUGGGCCCAGCCCCCAACCCCCCACCCAUUGACCCUGCUCACCUAGAGGAAUUCAAGAAGAGGAUCCUGGAAUCCCAAAGGAUCCCUGCACGCAAUGCCAUAUCCCCAUCCAGUGGCUAAGGGGGCCCUGGACCCCAAGGACUGAGGGGUGCCCCGGGCCGGCUGGUGAGCAGAAACGGCACAGCGAGGCACCCGUGGCAUAGGAUGCAGUGAGGACUGAAGCUCACGACCUCCGCACACACAGCAAGUUGGGUGCCCUCAGCCUGUGCCCACGCCGUCCCCGCCCAGCCACACCCCACAGUACUCUCCCAGGCUCACGCCACACCACACAGCCCCGUUCCCACAGAUGCGUAGAUGGACACAAGGAUGCCUAGGCGCCGUGUGCGAACCGCUCACACGGCCCAGACUCAAGCGAGCGACAGCCGUCACGUGCCCUCUGUCUGCCCAGCCCUGGCCCCAUGUCGCAGCUCUCCAGGCACAGGAGUCCAGCUUCCACCCUCUACACAGCCCCUGAUCCCACCACCCCGCCUCCAAUUUCUUAUUCCCUUUCCUCACCUGUCACCCCCAGAGCACUGGGCCUGGAAGUAGAAAGGGAAGACAUUUACCUUUUCCCUGACACCAAAUAAACGCCAGAAAAUCCUUCAAA